GAAGAUUUAACCUUGUACUGAUGUAUUCUCCUUGGUUUCGUUGGAUCUUGGUUUGGUCCCAUGCAUGGCAUUCUUGUUGUUGCCUUCUACCAGUGAGGUUGGUGGGAUGCAGUCUUCCUGUCCAUAUUGGAUCAAGUAUUGGUAGAUGGGAAGCAGAACCGAUUUAAUCCAAUGUAAUUCUCGGUUGAAUGAGCUCUUCCGGUACUUAUCAGAUUGGGUCUAGGAAGUAUGUGCAGACCUGAUUUAAUCCAAUAUCAUCAGCACCUAUGUAUCUUGAGCGGCUGUUCUUCCAAUUUUGUAUAUGAACUAAUAGAAGAUGAGGAAGAACAAAAACGAGAUUGUGCUUAUAAUUCUCAGCCACGGUCCUGUUGAAUUGUUUCAGACAUACCACAUGAAGUUGUUGCUACGGUCAUAGUGGGCUACCUAUUUUUCUGACCCUUUGGUCAAAGUAUUUUUAGCUUCCGUUUCCUUUUUCAAACUAACUAUUUUGGUUUAAGUAUGGUGGUGCUUUUGCUUUGUUUAUUCAGAAAUUGAUGGUCACUCAUAUAUCAAUUCAAAUUGGAAAUAGUUUUUCUUUGACCUAGACUAAUGGAUUCGAAAAGUGGAACGGAAACUCCUCAGGAAUCUGGUGUGGAAUCCUUCUUCAACUCAGCUCCACCUCUCAAAGAUCGUGAUCAAAUUUCUCAGAAGUUAGAAGACUUCAUCACUAAGAUUUCUAUAUCAUCAGAAAGUGGGAAACCUAUUAGGGUUGUUUGUGUGACUUCUGGGGGAACAACUGUUCCUUUGGAGCAGCGAUGUGUCCGUUACAUUGAUAAUUUCAGUUCGGGUAACAGGGGAGCUGCAUCUACAGAGUACUUUGUGAAGGCUGGAUAUGCAGUUAUCUUUGUCCAUCGUCGGGGAAGCUGCCAACCAUACUGCAGAUAUCUUCCACAGGAUUCAUUUCUUGAUUUUUUUGAUAUAGCAGAGAACUCAACUAUCAAAGUGUGUGAGCCACAUGGUACGGUGGUCAAGGGAGCAAUUAGGGACUAUCGAAAGGCAGUUGAAGAAGGCUUCUUGCUGAAACUUCCAUUCACCACAAUUUUUGAAUAUCUUCAGAUUUUACAGAUGGUGGCUACAUCAAUGAGAUGUCUUAAGUCACAUGGGAUGUUCUAUCUUGCUGCUGCAGUAUCGGACUUCUAUGUUCCUUGGGAAAACAUGGCAAAACAUAAGAUCCAAUCUGCAGAAGGUCCUCUGGAUAUGCGACUCAACCAGGUGCCUAAAAUGCUUUUGGUGCUGCGAAAAGACUGGGCUCCUGCAGCAUUUUGCAUUUCAUUCAAGUUGGAGACAGAUCCAGAUAUUCUGCUUCAGAAAGCUGACAUGGCAAUGCGGAAGUAUGGCAUGCACGUUGUUGUAGCAAAUGAACUGGCGACUUACAAAAGGGAAGUCUCCGUCGUUACAAGUGGAGAAAAAACUAGAGUUUGUAGUCACGGACAGGAUCAUGACUUGGAGGAGGAACUCAUCGAUAUCCUCGUGGCGAGGCAUACUGAGCACAUCAAGAAGUCCUCUCGAAUAGAUGUAAACGAAGCCCUGUAACAUAUCAUUUAGUGAUUACAAGGUGUCCAUUGAGACCUUGUUAAGAUCAAUGCUCACAGAUCAGCAAGACAGCUUUUUGAAUGAGUGCCCUUUUUUAUCUAACAAAGGCCCAAUUUAAUCCUCUUGAUCAUUCUGUGAUUUGUAACUUGUGUGAGUGCUUUGUUGAAGAACAUGUUGUGGAGCAGUAUUUGCUAAUGACAGGAAGAGUUCUCUUUUGACAUGAGAUUCCUUUCUCUUCAAGCCAUAUGUUAGAUCUCCAAAUUUGUAAACCUAUGACAAUCUACAUUUUAAUAAAUAAGCAACUCCCUUGCCCUUUU
Messenger RNA from Musa acuminata subsp. malaccensis (wild Malaysian banana), 1889 nucleotides. Its product is annotated as phosphopantothenate--cysteine ligase 2. Gene Ontology annotation, biological process: coenzyme A biosynthetic process. The record is from RefSeq and is a predicted model, not a curated record. Gene Ontology annotation, molecular function: phosphopantothenate--cysteine ligase activity. NCBI's taxonomy places the organism in Eukaryota, Viridiplantae, Streptophyta, Magnoliopsida, Zingiberales, Musaceae. Gene Ontology annotation, cellular component: cytoplasm; nucleus.